Molecule: messenger RNA, 1151 nt
Organism: Ixodes scapularis (black-legged tick)
Lineage: Eukaryota; Metazoa; Arthropoda; Arachnida; Ixodida; Ixodidae
Gene: cyp33
Product: peptidyl-prolyl cis-trans isomerase E
Exons: 1
Coding region: 172-1050 (292 amino acids)
Biological process (GO): protein peptidyl-prolyl isomerization; protein folding
Cellular component (GO): intracellular membrane-bounded organelle
Molecular function (GO): peptidyl-prolyl cis-trans isomerase activity; RNA binding
Source: RefSeq, a predicted model, not a curated record
AUUAUUAAAUAUGGCUGCCUCCAUGCUUUCUUGCUGCAUCUGCUAAUCCUGCUUUCCUUUCUGUGGAAAAAAAAGAAGGGAUAUUUGUUGAGUGUUGGAAGUUUCCGGGUCCUAUUCAGCACCAAGUGAGCCGUAAGCGCCGCUCAGUCGGCUCAGUCAUCACCCUCAGAUAUGGCGAGCAGCUCGAAGCGUAUCGUUUACGUUGGCGGGCUCGCCGAAGAGGUGGACGAGAAGGUCCUCCACGCCGCCUUUAUUCCUUUCGGCGACGUGGUUGACGUGCAGAUUCCGCUCGACUACGAGACGGAGAAGCACCGUGGCUUCGCCUUCGUCGAGUUCGAGCAGGCCGAAGACGCCGUCGCCGCCAUCGACAACAUGAACGACUCCGAGCUGUUCGGCCGAACCAUCCGCGUAAACGUCGCCAAGCCGAUGAAGAUCAAGGAAGGCUCGACGCGCGCCGUCUGGUCCGAGGACAGUUGGCUCCGGCAGCACGCCGGCGAAACUCUCAACGAGGACGAAGAAGGCGCCGCCACUGCGGAGACUGAGGACAAGGCGAAGGCGAACCCCCAGGUCUACUUCGACGUGAGCGUGGACGGACAGGAGAUCGGGCGAGUCCGCAUUCUGCUCUACAAGGACGUGGUACCGCUGACAGCCGAGAACUUCCGCUGUCUGUGCACACACGAAAAGGGUUUUGGCUUCAAGAAGAGCACCUUUCACCGCAUCAUUCCGGGCUUCAUGUGCCAGGGCGGCGACAUCACCAACCACAACGGCACCGGCGGCAGAUCCAUCUACGGCAAGAAGUUCGACGACGAGAACUUCGAGCUGAAGCACACCGGUCCCGGCAUGCUGUCUAUGGCCAACUCGGGACCAAAUACCAACAGUUCCCAGUUCUUCCUGACCACGGCCAAGACGGAUUGGUUGGACGGCAAGCACGUGGUGUUUGGGCAGGUCAUCAGCGGCAUGGAAGUGGUAAAAAAAAUAGAGGCGUACGGCUCUUCUUCGGGCAAGGUGUCCAAGAAGGUGGAGAUCUCGAACAGUGGCGAGCUAACGUGAUGACUUUGCCAGUGCAAACUUCUCGAUCCGUUACAUCAAAGACAAAUCAGGAUGGAUUAGACGAGAGUGGUGUUAUAAAAUCAUUUAGGUGGUUACAUAAA